Molecule: messenger RNA, 2220 nt
Organism: Dermacentor andersoni
Lineage: Eukaryota; Metazoa; Arthropoda; Arachnida; Ixodida; Ixodidae
Source: RefSeq, a predicted model, not a curated record
UAAUUUUUGAUGAAAUGCAUGUUUCAAAGGAGCUGUCGUACAAUCCAGUGUCGGACAGAUUUGAAGGCCUUGAAGAGUACAGUGCAGCACAAGGUCCAAAUCUUGCAAACAAGGCGCUUGUGUUCAUGGCCAAAGGAAUAUGUACGCCGUGGAAGCAGCCUCUUGGCUACUUCUUUGCAGAUAAGGCAGCGCCUGCAACUGUUCUGCAUGACCUUCUCUUCAAAUGACACAAAAUGUUGGUUGGAGCUGGAUUGCAGCCUGUGGCUGUGGUUUGUGAUCAGGGGAACCAAAAUGUUUCUCUGUUUUCGAAACUUGUGACCCCUGAAAAGCCGUACUUAAGUGUGAAUGGUGAACCGCUUUUCUUUAUUUUUGAUCCACCGCAUUUGCUCAAGUGCUUGCGCAAUAUGCUCUUCAAGUAUGACUUCAGGGUAGGCAGUGACACAAUUAAAAGCUCGUACAUACGACAGGCUUAUGAGAAGGAUCGAGAAAUGCAAAUUCGGUCCAUCCCAAAGUUGAGUGCCCGGCACUUUAAUUUAACUUUUGCUUCGAAGAUGUCUGUGAAACUCGCAGCACAGGUAUUCAGCAAUGAUUGCGCUGCUGCAUUGUGCACAUUGGUAACAUUCCAACAGUUGCCAUCAGAGGCUAUCCACACAGCCAGAUUUGUUGAGAGGAUCGAUAGACUCUUUGACAGUCUAAAUACUUCACAGAAGCGGGGAAAGUCUCCGUAUGCAUCUGCAAUUUGUGCAGGAUCUGUGCAUGAAGAGUUUUUGGAAGAGUGUAUUGCAGUUUUCGAAAACAUCGAAGUUCUAGGCUGUGCGCGGCAGCCUCUUUGCAUCCGUGGCUUCUGCCAAACUAUGAGGGCUGUGCUGCUGUUAUGGAACCACCUGGCCUCUCGCUAUGGUUUGACACACCUCCUUACCAGGCACCUGAACCAGGAUGCACUUGAAAACACCUUUGCUAUUGUUAGGUCGAAAUCUGGAUCGAACAGCAACUCGUCUUGCCGGCAGUUUCAAGCAGCAUUUAGGCAUCUUUUAGUUAGCAACCUUUUCAAACUGUCGGAAAGCAGCAACUGUGCUGAAGACAUGUCUAGCCUUCUAGCCACUCUCCCAGUUUGUUUAUCUAAGUCUGCUCCUUCUCUCUGUACAGCUGCCACAUCUUUGCCAGUUGCAGUAGAAGUUUUGCCAUAUGAUUAUCAGUCUCCAAUACUAGAGAACAACAUUGUCUAUUUUGCUGGCUGGCUUGCCUACAAGUUUAUGAAUGAUCACAGGUGUGUUACAGGGCCACAUACGUGCGAGGUGAGGCUAGAAAAUGCCGCCUUUGCCGAUCAGAGCCAAGUUCUCUUGUACUUAAGUGUCAAAAAUCCUGGAGAAGGUGACUUUGGGAGCCUGUCAGUUCCUACACCCUCGUUUGUAGCUUUCAUCAAUGCUUGCGAGCAGGUUUUUGUCGCAUCUAGUUCCAAUAUUGUGGGAAAAGAACAAGUAGGGCAUGAUCUGUGCAUGUUGCUUCAUGCCAAGGUAGAAAAAUCGCUGACUGUGUGUGGUGAUGACGUUUAUGAUGGUUUGUUUGCCCUGUUCGUCAGGGUGAGGCUGCAUUGGCUUGCACGCAGAAAAAAUCUUGAACUGCACAGUCAAACUACUAAACGGAAAGCCACGAAGCAAGCACUGAGGCUAAGCAAAUGAAAAGGAUGCAAUUCCCGAGCUGUUGGCUGAAUAUUUUGUGAAGUUGCAGGCUAUUAUGCAGCCUGUGCAACAAAUCAGCUUAGUCUGGUUUAACGGUUGCAAAGGGUUUUUUUCUGGUUCACAGCCUGGUUUUAUUCUUUCAUGUUUUACUUGUGUAUUUUGAUUUGCUAGGAUGUGACGUGGUUGCUCACAGGGGCAAUGGUUUAACAAUGUAGCAUCUUUCAUCGUUCAUUCCACUAUGUCACUCUUUUAGGGUACUUUUAUGCCAUGUACAGCCUGUUCAAGUGUCACCUAUGUACUUGUGCAAUAUUGUCAGAUAAAACGCCAUACCGAUAAAGCGAAUGCCUCUGAAAGGAGACUUUCUAGGCAAUGGAUUAACCUAGUUUCCGUGGCGCUGGGAUUAAUUUUUCCACCUGCUCGCCCCCCCUGCAGUUCCGUGCUGGCAGGUAUAAUGAAAUCAACCAUUGUCAUCAUAACUACCACUCGGCACCACUGGCUACCAGGCCACCUUUUAGCAGGCUAGUUGCAUCUCAGAGUUUUU